CCCCCAAAAACCAUUGUAUAAAAAAAAGAAAACAGAAGAGGACGUUCUCAGUAAAGUUAUUCUUCCCCAAAAAGACCGUUAGUUCAGUAAAAAGAAACAGAAGAAAGUUUGUUUUAUUUAGGAAUCCUGAUGGUCUUGUAUAGUUAAUCACCGGACAUCAUAGAGAGGUUUCAAGGAGUUCAUAAUGGCAGAGGAGCAGAAGGACUCUGAGGGACCUUUAAGUGAUUUAUAUGAUUCAACAACAUUGGAUCAAAUUAUUAAAGAUAUUCAGGAUGUAUCAAAUGACCAGGGGUCUGGAAUGGAUAUUGAGGGUAUUAGCAACCCACCGAUGCAAAAUCCAGGAACAAACCCAGAUGGUAACACAUAUAAUGGAGGACCUAAUGGCAUCACACAGAGACAAUCAACAAUGGCAGUCCAUAUAGCAAACCGUAUGACAAGGUUCAGAUACGACACAGAGCUUAAUAAUCGAAACAUUGGCAAAGAAGAACUCAUGUCAAUCAAGUUCAUCAAUAUAGAUACAGAGGUCUUUGUGAGAGUCCAUUGUGUAGAUCCCGUCAACAAAAAGGCACAUCCAUACUGUUUAAUUGGUGACAAGUGUAAAAAUGGACUGUAUUGCGAAAAGUUUCAUCCCACCGUUGAAAAUAAAAGUACAUUAUCCUGUAAAGCAACCAUAAAAAUUCCCAAAAGAGGGGAGUAUGAAGACGAACUCAAAAAACGAAAACAGACCAUGGAAAAACACCUAGGCCUAUUUAGUGAAGAAAUGAAGAAAGCUGGAUACUGGAAUACAAAUAAAAAUGUCAAAGAGUGCAAAUGUGUGGCAUUGUGUGUAGAGGCCUUCUACAAGACUGGACAACAGAUGUUCAUGCUUCACGAAAUUACCACAGGCUUGUUAAAUGCCAAGGAGGGUAGGGGUUUCAGUGUCCAUACUAUCCGUCCAUUUGCUCAUUACUGCACGGGCUCCAGGAGUCAAGAUGAGAAUAUGCUGAUAGUUCUGACCGCUGAUUCUUUUAUUCCUAAAGGGAUAGAGAUCAGAUUUCAAGAUGAGGAAGGAUGGUAUGCAAAAGCUGAAAAACCUACGAUAAUAAAAAAUGUACUGGAAGUGAAAAUACCUCCUUACAAAAACACAGAGCUAGAGGAGGCCAAACAAGUACAUGUGCUUGUGAGGUCCGAUAGCAAAGUCAAUCUAGAAGCCAAUCCCAUCAAAUUCAUGUACAAACCACACGAAGGGACUGUAAUCGAAUGCAAAAAAAGAAAACGUCAAGACUACAGUAACAUUCCCCAGGACAUUUUAUUGGAAGCAAAUGGUGCAGAUGCAAAAAUCAGAAUGAAAUCACAUUUGGAACGUAGGAAAAAGAUCAGUAAGGCAAGUGCCACCAUUACAGCACCACAGCCCAGUGAUGGUUCUUGUGCCCAGAACAUUUUGCCUACAGAUCCAGUAUUUGAUCCAGUGCAAAAUUUGGAUCCAAAUUUUGAUUUCCUCCAAAAUCUUACAUCCACAACACCUGCCUCCAUUUCUGCUGUGCUGACUCCCUCCAAUGUUCCCUUCACAUCUCCAACACAACCUGGUUAUAUGGAUGCCAUUACCAGUCAGAGUAUGUUGUAUGGAAACCCCACCAAUCCAAAUUAUCAAUCCACAUCAUCCAUAUACCAGAUACCAGUUCCAUCUCCACACACAAAGCCUCCAAUUUCUGCCCAACAGAUGAACAUGUCUGUUCAGUCACCACAAAGUCACUUGCCAGUUCAGCCCCCCUCAAGUCAGUUUUCUGUGUCUUCACCACAAAACAAUGCAGUUGGCUCAGUAACCUCCCCACCACCUCCCCAGUCUCCCAUGGGUAACAUAGGAAAGUUUAAGACUGUAGCCAUUGCUGGAACAAAUCAAUGGCUCCUCAUUGAUCAGUUUGGAAAGCCUCUUCUUGUCCUGGGUGGUCAAAAUGAUGAAGUAUCAGCAUCUGAAGUUCAGGAGCUUCCCUCUAUGAAUAUGGGAUACAUUAGCAGUCCACCCCAGUAUGAUAUGUCUGGCUCUUAUCCACCUGUCAACCAAGCAAGUGACAUGCUUGCAAUUAAUCCACUUUCCACUACAACGGAUAAUGACCUGGAGGUGGAUGAUGCAGGUGAUAGUGCAGAUGUCCCUUCCUCUGUCAGUGGUUCACCUGAAACAGGAAAGCCACAAAACAAAUUAAGUACAUCCACGGCCUUUGAAGGCUCUGAGCAGGCUGAUGAUGCUGUGGUGGAAGAGGAGGUGGACGAGGCUACUAUGAGUAUGGAGAAGAUGAGUCUUGAACUUCCCUCAUCUACAUAGACAGGUGAUCAACUUUUCGUUGUCAAAAAUUUGAAAUGUGAAUUGUUUUCUUCCACUUCUUGGAAUUUAUGUGCAGAACAUUUCAUUAAGGAGAAUAAACUCUUGUUGCUUAAAAAAAAAGAUUAGACACACAAACUGAAGUUUUUAGCCUUCAUUUUUUUUUUAUAUAUGAAGUUACUGUUUUUGAUGCGUGUGUUGGAUUGAACCAGAAAAUAUGGCUGGAAGAAUACAUGACUCAGAAAACCAAAAAAAAGUACAGUAUUUGUGAACAAGAGGGCAGAGGAAAUCUUUAUGUGGGGCAAAUUGUUGCUUUUUCCCAUCAGCAUUGAUGUUUUAUUAGAGAUUCUGAAUUCAGUGAUGCUUUGGUCCAGGAUCUUUUUAUUUACCAGUAGUGCCAUUGAUGUUUGAAACAAGUGCUGAAUGCUUAUCAGAAAAUAAACAUGUUUGCCAUUUUCAUUCACGUAAAGAUCAUUACCUGUACUUUUAUCAAUUAUUUAUUGUAUAAUAGUUCAUAUUUAAUUUGUGUAAAUGCAUGAUAUCAAUGUCAGGGGUAUGUAAGAGAUUAUAGGCUUUUUCCCAGGAUAUUUUAAAGUUGUUGUUGUAUAUUUUUAAUAAUAACAUUAUACUUGUCUUUUGCUGUAUAUCAUUUUAAUAAUGAUGUCAUACUUCUUUGUUAUUUGUUUGUUUACAUCUGGAAAGAAAUUGUUCAUUGUUUUUGUUGCAUUCAAGACUACAUGCUAGUGUAUGAUGGAAGACUACAUGCUAAUGUAUGACAGUGUUGUCGGAAAUUGAAUUUGAAAAGUGCUUUACAGCUUAAAUGGGAUACAUAUACUGAUUUGCAUGUCAUAUGGCUGAAGUUUUUCAUUGCUGCUAAUACAUUUUUAAAAUAUCAUAUUUUUACAAAGACGUAAAAAAAAAAUUUUCUUUUAAUUUUACAAUAAAAGUUCUGCUUUGUGCAUAAUGAUUAUGUGAAGAAGGAUACUUAUGUGAAAAUGUCAUUUUGCUUUAUUUUUUAGGCUCUCUAAAGUUAAUUCUAUGUUUAACGUUACCCAUGCACAUAGGUUUCGGAUAAAUUGGUAGUUUGAAAAAAAAAAAACAAACAAAUCAGUAUUUUUUAAGUUUGGAUUCUGGUUUGCUUUUACUUUUAGCAAUUAAAAAAAUGCAUUCCAAAGGAGUGGUGAACAUGUUGGCCCUGUAUGAGGUAUAUUCCAGAUGAGUCUAUCCCUUAUAAUGACAGAUUUACAAAAACUGAUCAUUAAACAAUAAGCCUUCAUGUUGCGCAAAUAUUUACAGUAUUUACAGGUUUUGAA
Molecule: messenger RNA, 3609 nt
Organism: Saccostrea echinata
Lineage: Eukaryota; Metazoa; Mollusca; Bivalvia; Ostreida; Ostreidae
Exons: 15
Coding region: 185-2299 (704 amino acids)
Biological process (GO): regulation of DNA-templated transcription
Molecular function (GO): DNA-binding transcription factor activity; DNA binding
Source: RefSeq, a predicted model, not a curated record